This is a messenger RNA of Mytilus californianus (California mussel), 1003 nucleotides long. Its product is annotated as plexin-B3-like. Gene Ontology annotation, molecular function: semaphorin receptor activity. The transcript is spliced from 9 exons. The coding region runs from base 32 to 1003 and encodes 323 amino acids. Gene Ontology annotation, biological process: regulation of cell migration; regulation of GTPase activity; negative regulation of cell adhesion. NCBI's taxonomy places the organism in Eukaryota, Metazoa, Mollusca, Bivalvia, Mytilida, Mytilidae. Gene Ontology annotation, cellular component: semaphorin receptor complex. The record is from RefSeq and is a predicted model, not a curated record.
AUUUCAGGUAACAGAUAACAAUGAACCUAAAAUGAAAGCUGCAUUGGAAAAAUUUGAUCUGCUGUUGAACAAUAAACUAUUUUUGAAGACUCUUGUCCAAACAUUAGAUCGUAAAAAUAUGCUUACAAUGCAGGAAAAGGCGCAUUUCUCCUCUGUUUUGUCGAUCGCAUUGCUUGGAAACAUGAGACUAUUGUUUGAUUUGGUAAACUGUUUGCUAGCAGAUAUGAUUCAUUCAUCUACCAAAAAGCAACACAAGGUGUUAUUCAGAAGAUUUGACUCUGUUACCCUACGACUGAUGACUAAUUGGUUGCAAAUAGGACUUUAUGGACAGUUAACGGUCCACAGUGGUAUGCACCUGUUUAUGUUAUACAAAGCUGUACAAACGAUAAUAGAAAUGUCUCCAAUAGAUGCACUUACUGGUAACGCAAAGAACACCAUUGCAGAAGAGAAGUUAUUGAAAAUGAGGAUUGAACAUCAACCGCUUACAUUGCAAAUAGACCUGAAUGGAAAUAGUGACGAGCAUUAUCCUGUGAGGGUCAUCGACUGUGAUACAAUAUCGCAAGUGAAACAAAAAUGCUGUGCACAGAUUUAUAAGAAUAAACCAGCUUCAGAAAGACCACGGAAUGAUGAACUUACUUUAGAAUGGCAAGAAGGAAGCGCAGGGAAACUUAUACUUGAUGAUAUCGAUAACAUCAGUGAUACAAGCAAUGGAUUGGUACGCCUAAAUACCUUGAAACAUUAUAUGGUCAAAGACAACUGUAAAAUGGCCCUUAUGUACAACCACCAUGACGAUCAGGAGGUUUAUGUUAACUCUGCUACCUACCGAACAGAAAGUAUUGCGUCAGAGGAUAUUACGUUACUGAUGCCGGACAGAAAUGAAAUGGAAAGUGUUGAAGUUCAAAAAUGGCACCUACAAAAUGAUAUUAGAAGGAAUAACAGGAAUAUGAAUGCAAUAAAUAGUUUCCUCAAUAUACUUGGUGGUAGAAAAGCUCUGGGAAUAUGA